Molecule: messenger RNA, 1227 nt
Organism: Macrosteles quadrilineatus (aster leafhopper)
Lineage: Eukaryota; Metazoa; Arthropoda; Insecta; Hemiptera; Cicadellidae
Exons: 4
Coding region: 231-824 (197 amino acids)
Source: RefSeq, a predicted model, not a curated record
CUGUGGCUAUGAGCGGUUAUUUAUGUCAACGACAUAGCCUCUCUUAGAUGUUAUGAGUAGUGAUUGUUAGUAAUUAAAACACUGUCGUAGGUAAAGUAGUAGUCGCAACUACACUCGUAGAAGUUUUAAAGGAACUCGCAAAGGCUUGUACCUUAAAGUUUCAAAUUUUCCUAUAUCCACGCGCUCGUUGCGUAAACUACUAUAACUGGGGUUUUGUUGGUGCGUAUUUUAUGCUGAGAAAAUGUGUGUAUUAUUUUGUGAUUAAGCUAUCAAGAUUUUUACGUUCAGAAGAAAGUGAGAUGGGUCUUGAGUGUCUCUUAACAUCGGACAAUGGUUACAUAUAUUUGCCCAGCAAACCGUUCCGUAAGCCUCAGAAGCUGGAAGCGACUGACUCCAUCGCCGAGACUCAGCCCAUCUCCAUGGUGUCUGUGUUUGACCCUGAUAAGGCGAGAGAGAUUGCCAAUCUCCCACCCGAUCCCGGCCCGUACGAGGAUCCACCCAAAAUGCCCAAGUUUCUCAAACCUUACUGGCGAGACAAGGAAAUACCCAAGGUCCUAAGGAGAGUGUUCGGGAAGACAAUUAAACUUACCGCGUGGAUGAAAGAGAUCGCCAAGGCAAUGGUAGACGACUGUAAGGGGCAAAGACACAUAGAUCCUAGAAGAUUUAGAAAUCAGUUUAGACGAUACGUAACUUUAGAAAAAAGAGCUAGAUAUACAAUGAAACUAAUGGAAAAUCCUCCACCACCCGAACCGCCACCACUGGAGUUCGGGAAAGGGGAAUUGCCAAGAGGAGGGGAGGAUAUGGUCCCAGACGAGGAUCCUUAAUGAAAACUGUGACGAAUCUACCUUGUGUACAUUAUAUUGUCAUGUGAAUAGUUAAAACAAAUACUUAAUCUUUUUAAUAUAAUGGCCAAGCUUUAUUUUACAAACAUGAUUUUUAUAAAUUGCUAAAACUUGUUUUAAUAGUUUCUUAAUUUAAAUGAUUUUGACAAGGCAAAGUGAACUUUAUCUGUGUAUGCAGACACCUUUUGAGUGCUUGGAUCUUUUUCGCGUAUUGGUGGGCCAAAGAAAACAGGACACACAAUGCACAAACUUACAACACAAUCUUAUUUAAGUAAUGCUUUGGCAACCUCAACAAAACAACAUUACAUUUAUCAAUAAGUUAUGUUUAGUAAUUACUUGUAAAAUAUUUUUAAAAGUUAUUGUUUGUGUCAAUGACUUAUAUGAU